Messenger RNA from Balaenoptera acutorostrata (minke whale), 453 nucleotides. Its product is annotated as macrophage migration inhibitory factor-like. The coding region runs from base 1 to 453 and encodes 150 amino acids. The record is from RefSeq and is a predicted model, not a curated record. Gene Ontology annotation, molecular function: phenylpyruvate tautomerase activity; cytokine activity. NCBI's taxonomy places the organism in Eukaryota, Metazoa, Chordata, Mammalia, Artiodactyla, Balaenopteridae. The transcript has 2 exons.
AUGUUGCUGGAAAGAUGGCCGCAACUCCAGGCAGCUGCGCAGGAGCUGGUGCUGGAGAGCGUAGGGGUAGAGAAGAGUCGGUUGGUUCCUGUAUCCCUGUCCUCGCCGUCCCUCGCCGUCACGCCGAUAUUCCUGGUGAACGCCAACGUGCCCCGCGCCUCUGUGCCGGACGGGCUCCUCUCCGAGCUCACCCAGCAGCUGGCGCAGGCCACGGGCGAGCCCGCGCCGUACAUCGCGGUGCACGUGGUCCCGGACCAGCUCCCGGCUUUCGGGGGCUGCAGCGAGCCGCGCGCGCUCUCCAGCCUGCACAGCAUCGGCAAGGUCGGCGGCGCGCAGGUAACCGCUCGACAGCAAGCUGCUGUGAGCCUGCGCGUCAGCCCGGGCAGGAUCUACAUCAACUACUACGACGUGAACGCGGCCAACGUGGGCUGGGACGGCUCCACCUUCGCCUGA